This is a messenger RNA of Gallus gallus (chicken), 8304 nucleotides long. RefSeq names its product mutated in colorectal cancers (gene MCC). Lineage: Eukaryota; Metazoa; Chordata; Aves; Galliformes; Phasianidae. Gene Ontology annotation, cellular component: cytoplasm. The coding region runs from base 2153 to 5020 and encodes 955 amino acids. The record is from RefSeq and is a predicted model, not a curated record. The transcript is spliced from 19 exons. Gene Ontology annotation, biological process: negative regulation of canonical Wnt signaling pathway. Gene Ontology annotation, molecular function: calcium ion binding.
GGUGGGGUUCUCUACUCUGAGAAUGAGAAUACCAAUUAGAGAUUGCUGUCCUCAGUCUGUUCUCUCAUUGGCCACUGAAUGGGUGAUUGAAGGUUUAAUUUAUUUCUAAUGGAUAGCAUAUGCAUUUGCCUAUUAAAAAGCAAACAUUUCAUUUCUGACAGUUCCUGCAACAGUUGAUGUUGUUGGAAUCUACUAUGAAUCGUAGGGGGACACCAUGAUAGGACAUACUGUCUAUUGGAGAAGGGUUUCACCUGCAAGAGGAAAGGAGUAUUGCUGUGCAGGGGUGGUAUAGGUUGUGCUGCUGGAAUAUCGUGAGAUGCAGUCAAGGCAGAGCACAGCUCUGAAUUAAGACUUAGCCAGUUGAGUAAUGAAUAAAACCUAUGGAGUUUUGGGGUUGGUUGAAGUUAAUCCUUCCUUUUUCCUGCUGCUGCUUAGAGUGGGCAGAAAAUAAAACCAGCAAGUGAUUUCAAGUAACAACAGCAACAACAAAAAAGGAUAUGUAAAGAGAGAUAAAACAAGGGACAUGAGAAGUUUUGAUUAUUUUUUGUUUGUUUGUUUCUGACACUGAAAAUACUAAGUACAAUGAUAUGGUUCCUGCAAGUAGGCCUGGUAGUAAUAAUAAUAUUGCAGAAUGGUUUGAGAUUUAGUAAUAAAAAAUAAUAAAGAAGAGUUGAGUACUAUUAUUUGUUUAUACCUGCAAGUGAGAAUGUGGGUACUAAAGCAAAGGACACAUAUGUGGGGCAUCCCAUCCUGUGGUCAGCAUGGGGGGAGAAAGUGACUGGGAUUUUACAAUGGAGCAGCCAUCUGCCAGGCUUACAGAAGAAAUUACUGAAGUGUAUUACAAAUAGUUGCCAAAACUUGCUGGAACAGAAAUAAUUUCAACAUGCCAAGGGGCUCUUAUCUGUCUGUGGUGCACUGCUCUGGACAGCCCAUGUCCCUUCUGCAUUUCUCAGGUUGCCUGGAGAGGUGGUGGAUGCCCAUUCUCUGCAGACAUCCAAGGUCUGGCUGGAUGGGGCUCUGAGCACCUGAUUGAGAUGUAGGCGUACCUGUGCAUUGCAGGGGAGUUGGACUAGGUGACCUUUAGUGGGCCCUCCAACACAUGCAAUUCUGUGACUCUAUGCUGGGGAAAUAAAAAAGACAGUACUUGGAUUUAUGUUUCAAUUAGUUGUAGUUGAAAAAAAUGUGGUGUAAGGUUCUUAAAGACAGAGUCUGAAUUAUUUUGUGUGUAUUUUCUUUCCCGAGAUCAAUGCUGUGCUCCUCCACUCUGUCUCAUUUCUGAGUUUGUGACACUAAGAUAAUAGUGUUUCUCAUUUGACAGUUUGGGCUCCUGGAGAGCCUGGAAUUGUUUAGAAACAGUUAGCAAGUAGCACACAAAAUCCACUUAAGAUGUUCUGCUCUUUUUAAAGGCUGCGGGAGCCAAAAGGCACCUGAUCUUUCUACUACACAGUGUUUAGGUUUUAUGUGCUGUUCUGCGUGUUGUGGACCUUAGAGGCUUGGGGCAUUCUCUUUGUGAUCUGGAUAUGUCAGAAGGCUUUGGAAUUGUAAUGACUUCUUUAGGUACAGAUUAAGAAAUAAAUAUUUUGUACAAUCAAAAUUUGACCCUCUGUGAGCUUUCUGGAGGAUCUUACUGAAGACUUACUUUGUCUUGCAAUUGCUGGUGGCUCUUAACGCUACUUUACUCCCCAAACUUCCUUUCUUUGUAUGAACUGAUUCCUGCAGUCUCUGCGUGAUGUUACAGUUUUAUCAGUUGGACAUUUGUAGUUACAGCUGUAAGAAGGAGAUUAUAAGUUUUUAUGGUUUUUUUUUUUGUUUGUUUGUUUGUUUUCCUGGCAGUGAAACAGUGAACUGGAAGGCAGCUGUUGUAGUCACAGAAUCAUAGAAUGGCUUGGGUUGAAAGUGGUGAGGUGCUGGAACAGACUGCCCAGAGAAGCUGUGGAUGCCCCAUCCCUGGAGGUGUUCAAGGCUGGUUGGCUGGGGCUCUAGGCAGUCUGGUCUAGCACUAAAUGUGGAGGUUGGUGGCCCUGCCUGUGGCAGAUAGGUUGGAGCUUUGUGAUCUUUGAAGUCCCUUCCAACCCAAGCCAUUCUAUGAUUCUAUGACCUCAAAGAUCCUCUAGUUUCAACUCUUCUGCCGCAGGCAAGGAAUGACUUGCUGAUGGUGUGCCGCCAGCUGAAUAUGGAGGAGUCUGUCGCUGAGAUCAUGCACCAACUGGGAACAGAUGAAAAUGGAAAAAUUUCCUUCCAGGAUUUUAGUCAGUGCCGCAUGCAACUGGUGCGAGAAAUCAGGAAGGAGGAAGUGGAGCUUUCUGUGAAAUCAGAUGACUCUUGUAAAAAGAAAAAGUUAAGAGAUAGGAUAGCUUCCUGGCCGACUAGCAGCAAUAACAGUCUAGGUGCCUUAUCAGGAGCCAGAGAAAGCUGGGAGUAUGAUUCAGGAGCAAGAGAUCUUCAGAGUCCAGACCUCCAGAGUCAUUUUACACUACAAAAGAUAUUGGAGAAUGGUGGAAGCACUGUGACUAAACAAGCUGCUCUGCAGAAGCUUCUAGCUCAGGCCUCAAAUUAUAGCAACUCUUUUGGAGGAAAUUACUUGGAACUUGCCAACACUCUUCAUUUAGCAGCCCUGGCAUCAUUAAAGGGAGACGUAGUGGAGCUUAAUAAACGUCUACAACAAACAGAAAGAGAACGUGACCUGUUGGAGAAGAAACUGGCGAAAGCACAGUGUGAGCAGUCCCACCUAAUGAGAGAGCACGAAGAUGUGCAGGAGCGAACAACGCUACGCUAUGAGGAGCGAAUCACAGAGCUGCACAGUAUCAUUGCUGAAUUAAAUAAGAAGAUUGAUCGACUACAGGGAACAACAAUAAGGGAAGAAGAUGAGUAUUCAGAGCUGCGGUCAGAGCUCAGCCAAAGCCAGCAUGAGGUUAAUGAAGACUCACGCAGCAUGGACCAGAAUUCUGUUUCAGUACCAGAGAAUCAGUCCACCAUGGUCACUGCAGACAUGGAUAACUGUAGUGACUUGAAUUCAGAACUGCAGAGAGUGCUGACAGGUCUGGAGAAUGUUGUCUGCGGAAGGAAGAAGAGCAGUUGCAGUUUAUCAGUGGCAGAAGUGGACAGACAUAUUGAACAGCUCACAACUGCCAGUGAACACUGUGAUUUAGCCAUUAAGACAGUAGAAGAGAUUGAGGGUGUCUUAGGACGUGACCUUUAUCCAAAUCUGUCUGAAGAGAGAUCUCGAUGGGAAAAGGAACUUGCUGGCUUGCGGGAAGAAAAUGAGAGCCUCACUGCCAUGCUCUGUAGCAAAGAGGAGGAGCUGAACAGGACCAAGGCCACUAUGAACGCUGUUCGUGAAGAAAGGGACAGACUGCGUAGAAGGGUUCGGGAGCUGCAAACUCGUUUGCAAAGUGUGCAGGCAACUGGCCCAUCCAGCCCAAGUCGUCUCACUUCUGCAAAUCGACCGGUUAACCCCAGCACAGGAGAGCUGAGCACAAGCAGUAGUAGCAAUGACAUUCCCAUAGCCAAGAUUGCUGAAAGAGUGAAGUUGUCAAAGACGAGAUCGGAGUCUUCAUCAUCUGACAGACCUGUCUUAGGAUCGGAAAUCAGCAGCAUAGGGGUGUCUAGUACUGUGGCUGAACAUUUGGCACAUUCCCUUCAAGACUGCUCAAACAUCCAGGAAAUCUUCCAGACUCUUUAUUCACAUGGAUCUGCUAUCUCUGAAAGUAAAAUCCGCGAGUUUGAAGUAGAGACAGAGAGAUUAAAUAGCCGUAUUGAGCACCUGAAAUCCCAAAAUGACUUGUUGACAAUAACACUGGAAGAGUGCAAGAGCAAUGCUGAGAGGAUGAGCAUGCUUGUUGGGAAGUAUGAGUCCAAUGCCACAGCCCUCCGGCUUGCAUUGCAAUACAGUGAACAGUGCAUAGAAGCAUAUGAGCUGCUGUUGGCAUUGGCAGAAAGUGAGCAAAGUCUCAUUCUUGGGCAAUUCAGAGCUGCAGGAGUUGGUUCUGUUGGUGACCAGACAGGUGAUGAAAACAUCACCCAAAUGCUAAAGAGAGCUCAUGACUGCAGGAAGAUGGCUGAGAACGCAGCAAAAGCCUUGCUGAUGAAACUGGAUGGGAGCUGUGGGGGAGCCUAUGCAGUCACUGGAUGUAGCGUGCAGCCCUGGGAAAGCCUCUCAUCCAACAGCCACACAAGUACUACAAGCUCAACUGCAAGCAGCUGUGAUACAGAGUUUACAAAGGAGGAUGAGCAGCGACUGAAGGACUACAUCCAGCAGUUGAAAAAUGACAGAGCAGCGGUAAAACUAACAAUGCUGGAGUUGGAGAGUAUUCACAUUGAUCCCCUUAGUUACGAUGUUAAACCUCGUGGAGACAGCCAGAGGUUAGACCUAGAAAAUGCGGUCUUGAUGCAGGAACUUAUGGCAAUGAAGGAGGAGAUGGCAGAGCUCAAGGCACAACUUUACCUACUGGAAAAAGAGAAGAAAGCAUUGGAAUUGAAGCUGAGCACUCGAGAGGCCCAGGAACAGGCUUACCUUGUCCAUAUUGAGCACUUGAAGUCUGAAGUGGAAGAGCAAAAAGAGCAAAGAAUGAGAUCUCUCAGCUCAACCAGCAGUGGAAGCAAAGAUAAACUGGGAAAGGAAUGCAGCGAUGGCACCGCAACACCGUUAACACUAGCAGAGCUGAGACCAUACAAUGAAAGCGAACUGACAGCUGAACUUACAAAUGCACUCAGGCGAGAGAAGAAACUGAAAACUAGAGUGCAGGAGCUGGUGAGUGCUUUGGAGAGGCUCACAAAAAGCAGUGAAAUCAGACAUCAGCAGUCCGCUGAAUUUGUUAAUGACCUGAAAAGGGCAAACAGCAACUUGGUAGCAGCAUAUGAAAAAGCAAAGAAAAAGCAUCAAAAUAAGCUGAAGAAACUGGAAUCACAAAUGAUGGCCAUGGUGGAGAGACAUGAAACACAAGUCAGGAUGCUCAAACAAAGAAUAGCUUUACUAGAAGAAGAGAACUCUAGACCGCACACAAAUGAAACUUCACUUUAAGUGCAUCUCUUGGAAAGAUCUUCGUGCCAUCAUAAAUUUCUUUAUUUUGGAGGCUGGCUUUUAGGUUGCUUCAGUGCUGAGGUCUGACCUAUCAACACAGGCACAGUUCAACACCAUCUCUCAGAUCUCAGCUGUCCAGCCAGGAGUUAUGGGGAUAAUCUAAGCAUUAACUAAGGACUGUUUAAUAAUGUAAAGUGGCAGUGCCUGAAUUAUCAUGCUAUAAUUAUGUACGUUGUCUGUGUCAUUAUGUCUUUACUCAUACAGGUUCUCUUCCAUUUUAUGUCCUAUGGGUGAUGGUAUCACGCAGGAAAAUACGUCACGUUGAUAGGUUUUAAUUUGGGCAGGUUGGAGGUAUUCUGAGUUCUUCUGAUUCCCGAGUCCCUCUGCACACGGCUGUACUCAAGACACGUUCAGAUGGUUACGCCAUCUAAACAGAUGGCUGCAGUUCAGGGCGCUCAUAGGCUUGUUUGCUUUGUGCUCCACAGUAGCAGUACUGUUAACUAACAGCGCCGGUAAGACAGGAAGGCUGCUUCUGAUUUGGGGAGGGGAUGAAACAGUUUUUAAAACAAGCUGCAUCUCUUCAGAGGAUGGUUUAUUUCAUAGGAGUCUGUAAGAGGACUAAAGGCUCUACGUUUUACUGUGUCAGACAGCCUGUGCCAAGGUUGGUUCAGAGAUCACAAGCCAUCACCUGGUAUUUAUUUACAUUGCACGGUGUUUAUUUGCAACUAAUUUGUGAAAGUUGAGUUUUCUUGUCAGUACAUUAUAGCCAAGAUUUUCCAUAAGAGGCUAGACAGUCUUUGUCACCUAUAGAGAUUUCAGUGUAUCUUUCGUCAUGAGGUAGAAUGACAUCUUUUAAUUCUUUUAACCAAAAAAGGUACUUAGUAGAAAUGUACCUGUUUCAUUUUGAAUACAUAUACACGAAACUAUAAAUGUGUAGGUGUAUGGAUGUACAGCCACAAACAGAAUGUGAACGAGGUCUUCAUAGAGCUUUGUAGGUUAACUUUUGUUAGUUUUACUAUUCUUUCGUUUAAGCCACAUCCUGUUAGUGCAUUUUCAUGUGAAUUAAUUGAGAGAAAUUGCCCUAUUGUGUUAAGUGGAGCAUGGGGAUCGGGUUGAUUUCUUAACAAAGAUGGGAGACUGCCCUAGUUCCCAUUUUAGAGGGAAUUUGUUUUUUCUUGACUGAGCAUAGAAGACAAUUUCCGUGUUUACAUUUGUUUUUUGUUUGGCCAAACAUUAACACUGUAAGCCUGUUGCUGUUACUCUUGUACUUUCCAUUUUUCAAGCUCAGCUCUCUCCAGUAAAUCAGACUUCAGGAGUUGUCCAUCAUUGUUGUUUUACGUGUUGCGUUGCACCUCACGUUCUACUCUGUGUAGAAUUACAAAAACUUCUCUCAUUCAGUCCUACAAUUUCUAGCUCAAAGUAUUUUUAGAGGACUGGUUUUAUCUAGUAGUGGCCUAGGCUUACAGGUGUGAGCGUUUGUGUUCAGAAUACAGCACUGUUGUUCAGUGUUGAUUUCAACUGAAUCUGGAGCAGUUUGUGUUCUCUGAUUUCAUUACUGGCAUCUCUGUUUUACUUACUGACAAACAUACCUGGCGAACUCCUAAAGCAUGCUGAAGGUAAUUUCUAUUCUAUUCUACAGUGGCUGCCAUUUUCUUCUUUCCUUAGGGUACUAAUUAUUAUUUCAUACUUCUCCAGAAUGUGAUAGAUCAGCAACAAAGCCAGCACCCUAAGUGGUUGAUUGCAGCGGCACAUUAGAACAGUGCUGAUUUCAAAACCGAGUUGUAGGUAGUGAUGCCCUGGGGUUGGGUUACAUCAGUCCUCUCUGUCAAGCUAAUUGUACUUCUUAAUUUAUAAUGCAAAUGGAUAUUUUUGAAGCCACACUAUUGAGGGAAUAAAUAUUGUUGCUCUGGUUUUCCUUGAUCAACAAGUUUCUUGUCAACGGUGCUUUUUGUUUUCACUGUGGUUCAGUGGUAGCUGACCACACUUGUGUCUGAAGAAAUAAAAAGCACACAGCCGAUCCUUUCCUAUGGCAUUUACAGUUCUGUCGUCUUGGAUCUAGAACACCCAUCUACUGUAAGGUCAUCUCAAAUUGUCAGAGUGAAAUAAACCUUUCACUUAAGGUAGUUGGACAAUACUCUUACACGGGCUUUCCUCAUGCCCUAUUUUUCUAUUCCUUGGUAGCUUUAGAAGCCAUUAAGUUCAUGUAAUGCAAUAAAGCUUAAAGCAUUUGAACCUGUCGUUAUAGGAAAGAUGUACAUUAGGAAGCAGAGAACGUUGCAGUGUUCCUUGCAGUCUUCCUAAAGGCCCAAUGAUGUGCUGGUUCUGCACAAACUGAAUGUUGUCUUACUACAUGUACUAUGUAUCUUCCCUCCCAACAGUGCUCUAUAAGUGUUCUAAAAUGAAUUAUAAAUCAUUAACUAUAUAUAAGCCACAUUCCUUUUCUCUCCACAGGACUCUUAGGUAGCACAGCAAGACUGGUAUCAGACAGCCCCUGCAGCAGCUGUAAUUUGCCAAAACAAAAGUUACUUUCCCUAAGCCAUCAGCUGCUUGCCAGCAUUCUACAGUAGGCCAGUGGGAACACAGGGAAGGGUUUACUGGUAUUGUGGAAACCAGCAUCUCUGAUUUAAAUGGCACCAAUAUUGCAACUAAGUACCGAGAAACAAGUUCCCUUUAUGUAAGUGAACUGGUAGCACGCCAGUGUACGGACAAGUACUUUAUCACUGACACAAAUCACCUUGAGUGACCUAACACUUAACUCACCUAACACUCAUUGUGGAAUUAAUACAUUAACAAAGCAAGAAAAUUAGUUUCUCUUGGCAGGAACCACAUAUGUUGUUCACUCAUUAAUUAAUCUUAGGGUGUCUUAUUUUUCUAAAUCGCUGGAGUGCAUGGAACUUUUUAUUUCUUUGUGUUCAGAAAAAAAAGUACUUUGUUUUCUAAGCAUAUAAAUCUUCACCAGCUUGAAUGUACUGUUAGUUAUCGCAAAGCACACAUGACUAACAUUGCAUUAAUGCCAGUAUUGUUCUGCUGUUUUUAUUAGAAGUUUCUCAUUUAAAACCUCAUUUAAUACUGUACUAUACAUUGUAAUAUUAGAAUCUUUUCACCUCGCUGAAUUAGCUCUGUGUUGCUGGUUUUUAGUCUCCUAGCUGCUGUAAAAUAGCUAUUUUGUGUUUAUUUGAUAUAGAACUGUAAAAAAAAAAAAAAACCUGCAUUUAUUUAUACAGAGACAUUUAUAAUACUUAUUUUACAAAUGUUCUUAUAUUCUGAAUAAAUUUCUAAAGCUG